UCAAGCGUAGCCUGUUUAUUUGUGUUCCUUUACCCCUGGAACGUGUUAUAUAAACACAAUCACAAACGGGUUUUAACUUUUCAGGGUUCAAAGAAAAAGAAAGCAAAAGUUUGUGAUAACCAGAAACUGCAAGCAACAUGGUAGUCCUCAACAACCUUCAUUGUUCUCUUUCUUCUGCGACUGGGAACGUGUUAUUUCUCCCUGCAGGUCAUCAUUCUGUAAGCAGCAACACGAGACUCUUCAAUGGUAAUGUAUUCUCUCGCUCCAAGAAUCAGAGAGUUACAAUAAGGAACUCUUCUUCUCAGCCUUAUAUUGACCAACUGAAUAAUGCAAAAUUGAUAUAUUCAGUUGCUCCAUCCAUGGGCCACAAUAAGAAAUCUCAUCCAGAGUCGCACUUUCGAGUUCCUUCAAUUGUGCUUGCUCUAGAACAAUUGGAGCUAACUCCAGAAUUUCGCGACUCUGGAGAGAUAAUUGAAAUCAAAGAUUUCAACCCCGCCUCGGUCGAUGACAUUGCAAGUGUCCAUGAAAGAGACUAUGUUUCUUUGCUUGAGUUUUUGGAUUCAACUAUGAAAAAGGACGUAGUUUUUAAUAUUGGCGGUGGACCAACAUAUGCUACUGAAACAACCUUUCAGGAUUCAAUGGUUGCAGCUGGUGCUGGAUUAGCCUUACUUGAUUCAGUGGUUGCAGCUUCAAAGAUAAACAAAGAUCCACCUGUUGGUUUUGCUUUGAUAAGACCACCAGGACACCAUGCUGUUCAGCAUAAACCGAUGGGCUUCUGCGUUUUUGGUAAUGUUGCGAUUGCAGCACGUUAUGCUCAGCGUGUUCAUGGACUAAAGCGAGUUUUUAUAAUUGAUUUUGAUGCUCACCAUGGGAAUGGAACGAAUGACGCUUUCUAUGAUGAUCCAGAUGUAUUUUUCCUAUCUUUCCAUCAAGAUGGAAGCUAUCCGGGUACCGGUAAAUUCAAUGAGGCAGGAGCCGGUGCUGGUGAAGGAGCCACGCUGAAUCUGCCUCUCCCAGCAGGGUCAGGUGAUGCUGCUGUUAGAGCUGUGUUUGAUGAAGUUGUUGUGCCAUGUGCUCAAAGGUUUAAGCCAGACAUCAUUCUUGUUUCUGCUGGGUAUGAUGGUCAUGUGUUGAUUCCACUGGCACAACUUCAAUUUACAACUGGUACAUAUUACAUGCUUGCAUCUGGUAUCAAAGAAUUAGCAAGGGAUUUAUGUGGGGGGCGAUGUGUGUUUUUCUUGGAAGGAGGAUAUAAUCUUGAGUCUCUUGCACUUUCAGUGGCUGACACAUUCCAUGCUCUCAUUGGGGAUCCAAGCUUGGCAUCUGAGUUCGAUGACCCCAAUGUUUUGUGUGAAGAGCCAAAAGCUCAGGUUAAGGAAGCAAUUCAGAGGAUUAAACAUAUUCAUUCCCUGUGAUUUUGAAAAAUAUCUAUUAGCAUUAUAUUGUUUUAUU
This is a messenger RNA of Lotus japonicus, 1452 nucleotides long. RefSeq names its product histone deacetylase 14, chloroplastic-like. Gene Ontology annotation, biological process: chromatin organization. The transcript has a single exon. Gene Ontology annotation, molecular function: histone deacetylase activity. NCBI's taxonomy places the organism in Eukaryota, Viridiplantae, Streptophyta, Magnoliopsida, Fabales, Fabaceae. The coding region runs from base 138 to 1415 and encodes 425 amino acids. Gene Ontology annotation, cellular component: histone deacetylase complex. The record is from RefSeq and is a predicted model, not a curated record.